GCAAGAUGUCUUCAAAUGUUUUUACUCAAAGCAGCUGAGAAGAACUGGAACUCAAGAUGAGAACCAACAAGGUGUACAAGCUCGUCAUACAUAAGAAGGGUUUUGGAGGCAGUGAUGAUGAGCUGGUGGUGAAUCCUAAAGUAUUUCUUCAGAUCAAGCUGGGAGAUGUUGUGGAAAUUGCCCAUCCCAAUGAUGAGUACAGUCCUCUGCUUCUGCAAGUGAAGUCCCUCAAGGAAGAUCUGCAGAAAGAAACUAUAAGUGUGGAUCAGACGGUGGCACAAGUGUUCCGCCUGCGGCCAUACCAAGAUGUCCAUGUGAAUGUCGUGGAUCCAAAGGAGGUGACCUUGGACUUGGUGGAGCUGACCUUCAAAGAUCAGUAUAUUGGGCGUGGGGACAUGUGGCGGCUGAAGAAAAGCUUGGUCAGCACUUGUGCUUACGUCACCCAGAAAGUGGAGUUUGCAGGGAUCAGGGCACAGGCAGGUGAACUGUGGGUGAAGAGUGAGAAGGUCACUUGUGGCUACAUCAGUGAGGACACCCGGGUUGUUUUCCGCUCCACUUCAGCCAUGGUUUACAUUUUCAUCCAGAUGAGCUGUGAAAUGUGGGAUUUUGAUAUUUAUGGGGACCUGUACUUUGAGAAAGCUGUGAAUGGUUUCCUUGCUGAUCUCUUCUCAAAAUGGAAGGAGAAGAACUGCAGCCAUGAAGUGACAGUGGUUCUAUUUUCUAGAACAUUCUAUGAAGCCAAGUCUAUAGAUGAGUUCCCUGAAGCCCAGCGUGCCUCCAUUCGGCAGGACCAUGAGGGAAGGUUCUAUGAAGAUUUUUACAAAGUUGUAGUUCAGAAUGAGAGGCGAGAAGAGUGGACCUCGUUGCUUGUCACCAUCAAAAAGCUUUUCAUCCAGUAUCCUGUGCUGGUACGCCUGGAGCAAGCAGAGGGUUUUCCUCCGGGCUACAACUCUACCUCAGCACAAGGGAACUACCUGGAGGCCAUAAAUCUUUCAUUCAAUGUGUUCGACAAGCACUACAUCAACCGCAACUUCGACCGCACCGGCCAGAUGUCCGUCGUCAUCACGCCCGGCGUCGGCGUCUUCCAGGUGGAUCGGCUGCUGAUGAUCCUCACCAAGCAGCGCAUGAUUGACAAUGGGAUAGGUGUGGACUUGGUAUGCAUGGGAGAGCAACCAUUGCAUGCUGUACCACUCUUUAAGCUCCAUAAUCGCUGUGGGCCUGGUGACUCCAGACUGGGUGAUGACUACAAUAUCCCACACUGGAUAAACCACAGUUUCUACACAUCCAAAAGCCAGCUCCUGUGUAACAGCUUUACUCCACGGAUCAAGCUGGCAGGAAGGAAGCCACAGACUGAGAAAGCAAAGAGUAACCGAGAUGCCUCAUUAGGGGCUCCAAAAGAUGCUGAGAAUGCCCUGCCUAUCCAGGUGGAUUAUGAUGGCUAUGAUGCCCAGGUGUUCAGACUGCCAGGCCCAUCCAGAGCCCAGCGCUGUACCACCUUCAGCAGGGCUGUGAGGGAGAGAGAAAGUCGUACCAGGAAGAGCUCCAGUUCCUAUGAUGUCUCCUGCAGCCCUUCUCUGCAGAGCCGCACACUGCCCCCCGAGGAGGUGAGGAGCCAGGCUUCUGAUGACAGCUCAUUGGGCAAGAUCUCCAACAUCCUGAUGAUCCCACGGCCUCAUCUGCACCAGUGUGAAGUCAGCAGCUCUUUGGGCUAUACCAGCACCAGAGAUGUCCUUGAGAACAUGCUGGAGCCUCAGCAGCGUGACUCCAGUGCCCCUGGGAGGUUCCACGUGGGCAGUGCAGAGUCGAUGCUGCACGUGCGGCCCGGGGGGUACACCCCGCAGCGUGCCCUCAUCAACCCUUUCGCCCCGUCCCGCAUGCCCAUGAAGCUGACCUCCAACAGGCGGCGCUGGAUGCACACCUUCCCCGUGGGCCCAUCAGGAGAAGCUAUCCAGAUCCAUCAUCAGACCCGUCAGAAUAUGGCAGAGAUGCAGGGCAACGGGCAGCAGGAUUUGACACACUCCUCUGCUGAGCUGCUGGAGCUGGCUUACCAUGAAGCCACAGGGAGGCACGCCAGCGCUCGGCACCCUGGUGACAGCGCCGCUUUCCUGGGCUUCAGUGCAGCAGAGGAGUACUCCAAUGGCCUGGCUGGCACCAACGGGGCAGGGAUGAACCUCAAAACUCAGAACAAGGAGUCCUCGGAAGAUGCCGCUUCUAACUCUCCAGAUCCAAUUCUGACGCUGUCUGCUCCCCCCGUAGUGCCAGGCUUCUGUUGUACAGUUGGAGUGGACUGGAAGUCUCUCACGACUCCGGCGUGCCUCCCCCUCACCACCGACUACUUCCCCGACCGCCAGAGCCUGCAGAACGACUACACCGAGGGUUGCUAUGACCUCCUUCCAGAAGCUGACAUGGACAGGAGAGAUGAGGAAGGAGUGCAGAUGACAGCCCAGCAGGUGUUUGAGGAGUUCAUUUGCCAGCGGCUCAUGCAGGGCUAUCAGAUCAUUGUGCAGCCCAAGCCGCAGAAGCCAGCCACAGCCGUGCCGCCCCCACUCAGCAGCAGUCCCCUCUACAGCCGAGGUCUUGUGUCAAGAAACCGUCCCGAGGAAGAAGAUCAGUACUGGCUGAGCAUGGGCAGGACCUUCCACAAAGUGACACUGAAAGACAAAAUCAUCACUGUGACUCGAUACCUGCCCAAGUAUCCAUACGAAUCUGCUCAGAUAAAUUACACUUACAGCUUGUGCCCCUCACACUCUGACUCUGAAUUUGUCUCUUGCUGGGUAGAGUUUUCCCACGAGAGACUAGAAGAGUACAAGUGGAAUUACUUGGAUCAGUAUAUCUGCUCUGCCGGCUCCGAGGAUUUCAGUCUCAUUGAAUCCCUCAAGUUUUGGCGGACCCGCUUCCUGCUGCUGCCGGCCUGCAUCAGCGCCACCAAGCGCAUCGUGGAGGGGGAGGCGCACUGCGAUGUGUACGGGGACAGGCCCCGCUCCGAGGAGGAGGAGUGGCAGCUGCUGGACGGCUUCAUCCGCUUCGUGGAGGCCCUGAACCGCAUCCGGCGGCGCCACCGCUCCGAUCGGAUGAUCCGGAAAGGGUCUGCCAUGAAAGGGUUGCAGAUUGCUGGUCCAAUUCCCACCCACUCUCUGGAGCAGUCUGGGCCUCCCAUUGGGAAGAAAGGAACCUCAGCACUCUCAGCUCUGCUGCAGAUGGAAGCCAGUCAGAAGAGCCUGGGGGAGCAGCAGGCAGCGCUGCUGUCUGGGAAGAGCAGCGGGCAGCCCUCGGAGAGCGGGAGCAUUGCCAUCACCCCCACCUACGUGGACAGCCCACGCAAGGAUGGGGCCUUCUUUAUGGAUUUUGUUCGCAGCCCACGCACAGCCUCCACCUUCUACUCACAGGUCUCCAUAGAUCAGUCAGUUCCUGGAGCUUCAGAUGGCAGCACAUUGGUAACCACAGGGCAGUUACCUGACAGGGGGAACACCCAGCCCUUGGGAAGCUCCCAGAAUGUGGCAGAGCAAGGAUAUCCCACAGCUGGUGCUGCAGAGGGCAGCUCCCAGCAGUGCUCAGCCAGCUCGCUAACUUCCUCCUCUACACUGAUGGAGAUUCUCGAAGCCAUGAAGCACCCCACCACAGGGGUCCAGCUGCUCUCCGAACAGAAGGGCCUCGCUCCAUCCUGCUUCAUCAGUGCAGAAGUGGUGCACUGGCUGGUGAACAAUGUGGAAGGGGUGCAGACCCAGGCCAUGGCCAUUGACAUCAUGCAGAAAAUGCUGGAAGAGCAGCUCAUUGUCCAUGCAUCUGGAGAAGCUUUGAGAACCUUUAUUUAUGGCUUUUAUUUUUACAAGAUUGUUGUGGACAAAGAAGCAGACCGAGUGGGCAUGCAGCAGCCUGCCAUGUGGCACACAGCUGCCAUGGACGACUUCUCUGCCUUCCAGAGGAAAUGGUUUGAGGUGGCCUUUGUGGCAGAAGAGCUCCUGCACUCAGAGAUCCCAGCCUUCUUCCUGCCCUGGCUGCCCAGCCGCCCAGCCUCCUAUGCAAGUAGGCACAGUUCCUUUAGCCGCAGUUUCGGAGGACGGAGCCAGGCAGCUGCACUCUUAGCUGCCACGGUGCCUGAGCAGCGGACGGUGACCCUGGAUGUGGACGUGAACAACCGCACAGACCGGCUGGAGUGGUGCAGUUGCUACUACCAUGGCAAUUUCUCCUUCAGUGCUGCCUUUGAAAUCAAGCUGCACUGGAUGGCAGUGACUGCAGCUGUUCUCUUUGAGAUGGUCCAGGGUUGGCACCGCAAAGCCACAUCCUGCGGGUUCUUGCUGGUGCCGGUCUUGGAAGGGCCCUUUGCCUUGCCCAGCUACUUAUACGGAGACCCACUUCGAGCUCAGCUGUUCAUCCCACUCAAUGUCAGCUGCCUGUUGAAGGAGGGCAGCGAGCACUUGUUUGAUGGCUUUGAACCUGAAACAUACUGGGACCGUAUGCAUCUCCUCCAGGAAGCAAUAGCACGCAGAUUUGGAUUUGUGCAAGAUAAAUACUCAGCCUCUGCCUUCAACUUCCCAGCUGAGAACAAGCCCCAGUACAUCCAUGUCACAGGGACAGUGUUUUUGCAGCUGCCCUAUUCCAAGCGGAAGUUUUCCUGCGGGCAGCAGCGCCGGCGGCGCAACUCCACCAGCUCCACCACCCAGAACGUGUUCUGUGAGGAGCGCGUGGGCUACAACUGGGCCUACAACACCAUGCUGACCAAAACCUGGCGCUCCAGCGCCACUGGCGACGAGAGGUUUGCUGACCGCCUGCUGAAAGACUUCACAGACUUCUGCUGGAACAAAGACAGCCGCCUGCUCUCCUUCUGGACAGACUGUCUAGAGAAGAUGCAUGCUAGUGCUCCAUGAAAUAGGGUUGUAGCUCUUGGGGAGGCAGCUGGAAGCUUUACCUUGUGGCAAGGAAGCAGAGGUGAAGGGUGGCUGGAAAAGAAGCCUCUGUUGCGCUCAUCCUGAGGCUCCAAGAGGACCUGAUCGGUGUUGCUGUUGAUAUCCAAAAGAAUUUGAUUAAGUCCCUGGAAAAAGAAUCCAAGCUCUUGGCUUGCCAAUAUCUAUUGCCUGAUCUCAGCUUUGUUUCAGGUCGCUGCAGUCCUCCAUUGCCAAAACUUGGGUUAGAGCAGAGGGAAAGGAGGGUGAGCGGAGAUGGUUUUCAAGGGUGCAGUGAGAUGGGAGCAGCUUUACUGACCUUGGAAGUGUGAUCUGUUUGCAUCUGCUGCGCCUGGCAGCAGCCUGCCUCUUUUCCUUCUGAGGUGCACCUAAGGUUGUGUCAAUAUGUAAGAUAAAAGGUGAGGGACACUUGUUAAAUUUCAUACGUGUAAAUAAGUAAAAAUGCAGAAAAUAAAGUGCCCUGAUGUUUUGU
Messenger RNA from Dryobates pubescens (Downy woodpecker), 5373 nucleotides. RefSeq names its product DEP domain containing 5, GATOR1 subcomplex subunit (gene DEPDC5). NCBI's taxonomy places the organism in Eukaryota, Metazoa, Chordata, Aves, Piciformes, Picidae. Gene Ontology annotation, cellular component: lysosomal membrane; GATOR1 complex. The record is from RefSeq and is a predicted model, not a curated record. Gene Ontology annotation, molecular function: GTPase activator activity. The transcript has 42 exons. Gene Ontology annotation, biological process: intracellular signal transduction; positive regulation of autophagy; negative regulation of TORC1 signaling. Bases 57 to 4865 code for a protein of 1602 amino acids.